Messenger RNA from Polyodon spathula (Mississippi paddlefish), 1496 nucleotides. RefSeq names its product transcription factor HES-1-like. The record is from RefSeq and is a predicted model, not a curated record. Lineage: Eukaryota; Metazoa; Chordata; Actinopteri; Acipenseriformes; Polyodontidae. Gene Ontology annotation, biological process: regulation of transcription by RNA polymerase II; Notch signaling pathway; anterior/posterior pattern specification. Gene Ontology annotation, molecular function: protein dimerization activity; DNA-binding transcription factor activity, RNA polymerase II-specific; RNA polymerase II cis-regulatory region sequence-specific DNA binding. Bases 333 to 1142 code for a protein of 269 amino acids. The transcript has 4 exons. Gene Ontology annotation, cellular component: nucleus.
GCAAGUGGUGUUGCUAGUCACUUACAACGUUGAAACGUUGACAAGCUCAGAGCGAAGGCAAAGCCACUGCACGCUAGUACCCUUACUUUAUGAACAGUAUAAGAAAAGGCACUGCCCAGCGAUAAAGCCCUUUAUUUUUUUUUUUUUUUUUUUUUUUUUUUUUUUUUUUUUUACAAACACGAGAAGGAUAUUCGACUAAAUAAGCUGGGGAUUUAAAGCACCUGGACAGCGGUUCGGACAGCACAAACACAACUCGAGUCAAAAACCUUGGGAGACCGCCCAGAACUGCUGCUGCAGUUGUUGCACAUUUUGUGGGAUAUUGCCAACAUACAAUGCCCGCCGAUAUGAUGGAGAAAACGUCCUCUUCUCCAGUGGCUGCCACCCCGGCCAGCAUGAACAUGACCCCGGAUAAGCCCAAGACGGCCUCGGAGCACAGGAAGUCCUCCAAACCAAUUAUGGAGAAAAGACGGAGAGCGAGAAUCAACGAAAGCCUUGGGCAAUUAAAAACUCUCAUCUUGGACGCGCUUAAGAAAGAUAGUUCCAGGCAUUCCAAGUUGGAGAAGGCUGACAUCCUUGAAAUGACCGUGAAACACCUCAGAAACCUGCAAAGAGCACAGAUGACUGCUGCUUUAAACACGGAUCCCACAGUCCUGGGCAAGUACAGAGCUGGGUUCAGCGAAUGCAUGAACGAGGUGACACGGUUCCUCUCCACCUGUGAAGGAGUUAACACAGAAGUCAGGACCCGGCUCCUGGGGCACCUAGCCAGCUGCAUGACUCAGAUCAACGCCAUGAACUACCCGACACAGCCGCAGAUCCCCGCCGGACACCCACAUCCAGCCUUCGGCCAGCCCAUGGUACAAAUCCCCGGCGCGUCCCCACAGCCCAACGUCUUGCCCCUCAACGGGAUGCAGCGCAAAGCUGGCUCAGCGCUCAGCACACCCACAGACGCCACUAAACUGUAUGGCGGCUUCCAGCUUGUUCCAGCCACAGAUGGACAGUUUGCCUUCCUGAUCCCAAAUGCAGCAUUUGCACCAAGCGGACCCGUUAUCCCAGUUUAUUCCAAUAGCGUCACCACACCAGUGCCCGCUGCAAUCUCUCCAGGUGCGCCGGUCACCGCUGAUUCGGUUUGGAGGCCUUGGUAAAAACAAAAAAAGGAAAGAAGAAGAAAGUGUUUCUAAUGACCGUAUCAGAUAAAAAGAAAAAAAACACUUAAACAUUUCUUAUCUAAAAAAAAUCUGUUUUUGUUAAAGUUCAUAUUUUUUGUAUUAAAAUGUAAUAAAGGUGAAGAUAAUGCACUAUUUGUAUAUAUUUGACAAAAAAAGGUUCAUAUUGAAAUGAGUUUUGUAUUGUAAGUCAGUUUUUUUUAACUGCAUUUAUUUUAUAUUCGCGGUAUCUUGUUUUCUAUAUGCGAUGCCAAAGAUAUAUGUUGAAUGCUCUUAAACGUUUUCUUCCUUUUGGAAGGUUCAAAUAUAAUAAGAAUAAAAAUGAAAUAUGUA